This is a messenger RNA of Thamnophis sirtalis, 1075 nucleotides long. The record is from RefSeq and is a predicted model, not a curated record. Lineage: Eukaryota; Metazoa; Chordata; Lepidosauria; Squamata; Natricidae.
AUGAAGGAAACUUGUGGAUUGGAAGAAGAUUUUGAACCUAUUGAAACAAACAUCAAUAACCUGUGCUAUACUGACACACUACUCUGUUAUGGAAUUGCUGGUUCUACCAAUGUGACAGGGGACCAAGUCAAGAAGUUAGACGUUCUUUCCAAUGACAUGGUGAUCAACAUGCUCAAAUCAUCGUUCUCCGCUUGUGUCAUUGUGUCAGAAGAAAACAAAGAAGCAGUUAUAGUGGAAGAAGACAGACAGGGUAAAUAUGUCGUCUGCAUUGAUCCACUUGAUGGCUCUUCUAAUAUUGAUUGCCUUGUUUCUAUUGGAACUAUUUUUGCUAUCUAUAAAAAGGUUUCUCCUGGUGCUCCUUGUGAAAAGGAUGCUCUGCAGCCCGGUCGUAAUCUAGUAGCAGCUGGUUAUGCCCUCUAUGGAAGUGCUACCAUGCUUGUCUUGGCCCUGGAAUCUGGUGUCAAUUGCUUUAUGCUUGAUCCGGCAAUUGGUGAAUUCAUUUUGGUCAAUAAGGAUGUAAAAAUAAAGAAAAAGGGAAAUAUCUACAGUCUAAAUGAGGGAUAUGCAGCAUACUUUGAUCCUGCAGUCAAGGAAUAUCUUGAGAAGAAGAAAUUUCCCCAAGACGGGAGCUCUCCCUAUGGCAGCAGGUAUAUAGGUUCUAUGGUGGCUGAUGUGCAUCGUACUUUGGUGUAUGGAGGAAUCUUUUUAUACCCAGCCAAUUCAAAGAGCCCUAAGGGAAAGCUGAGAUUGCUGUAUGAGUGCAACCCCAUGGCUUUCAUCAUCGAAAAAGCUGGAGGGAUGGCAACCACAGGCAAGGAGGCGAUCUUGGACAUUAUGCCUGAAAACAUUCACGAGCGUGUGCCAAUUGUGCUGGGCUCUUCAGAGGAUGUGGAGGAAUACUUAGCCUUGGUCAAGAAACAUUCAGCUAAAUAAGGAACAGGAGACUGCCAAGAUCCCAAGAGAAACAUCUUGCCACUGGACCAAGCCCAUGUGUGGUGUGCUGCAGCUUUGGAAUGCCCCAAAAAUUAAUACAAUGUGAUUUUUCCAAAUGAUAUUAAAAUUUUUAUUUGCUCAA